CAUUUGAGUCUUUCCUCUUUUGGACUAGCGAUUAGCAGAGUACAUCGAUGGCAAUGGCUUCCAGAUUAACCCUUCUCAGGCGAAUCUCUAAACUUCUCUUAUCUCCUUCGCUUUCGCCUUCCCCACCCCUCCGCUCUUCUCGUCUUCUUUUUCUUCUUCGAAAUGCUUCCAGGACCAACGUUUCUCCUUGGCCAUUCGCCUCUUCUAGAAGCUUCUGCUCUGACCCUCUUAAUCUCCCCCAGGAUUCUCAGGGACCUGCUUCCAUUGAUUAUCGUUCGGUUUUGCCGGAAGAUGAAUUUCAUAGAUUAGCUAAUUCUACAAUCCAUAACCUUCAAGAGAAAUUAGAGGAAUAUGGUGAUAUUGUUGAAAUUGAUGGUUUCGAUGUAGAUUAUGGGAAUGAAGUAUUGACACUAAAACUUGGGGCUCUGGGCACCUAUGUGAUGAAUAAGCAGACCCCUAAUCGACAAAUUUGGUUAUCUUCACCUAUAAGUGGUCCAUCUAGAUUUGACUGGGAUCAUGAUACUCAAGCUUGGGUGUAUCGACGAACUAAAGCAAAUUUGUUCAAACUUUUGGAAAGUGAAUUGGAGCAACUAUGUGGUGAACCAGUCAAUCUUUCAUAGACUGUUGUAGAUCCUAUGAUAUACUCAAAUACUUUCAAAGCUUUGAAGCUUAUUGCACACAUCUAAAGCAGUUGAUUUUCUUCAACAAACUAUCUCUCAAGAUUCUUAAACCCCCUCCUGGGUUUUACCAUGUGUCAACUUAGAAAUUAGAACUGGUCCCCAAUAAAUUACGGUUCAACAAACAUGUGUUUUCACCUAACUUCUCCUGUUGCAGAAACUCCUGCUGUACUUUGUUUAAAGACCAUGACCACCUCUAAAGAAAAUGGCAAGGUCAUUGGCGGUUUGAUCCUGAGUUACAAGUGUAGAGGAUUGUGUGAUAUGGUACUUGCUUGAUUGUUCCUGUUCACCCUCGUGAUUGUACUUAUCUUGAGAACGUGGGUGUCAUUGUUUCUUGCAACAGGUUGCCAAAUAAAGUAGCCCAAGCAACUUUAUCAACUACUAAACAGAGAACCACCGGAGAAAAUACGCACACAGAUAUUAUAGUCAAGGUUUGUGAGCCUAGGCAUUAUGAGUAGUAGCAUCAAAGACUCUCAUGGUUUGAACAAUUAGGUAAAGAAUUGAUGGAAUCUUGUGGUGUUUAUGUCACUUAACAGUAGUGCCUAUUAUUGAUGCAGAGGGUCUUACUCUUAUCAAAUAUAUCUAUCACUUUUAAUACUAGUUGGCUGCUUUAAGACGGUGGGGCCUGUUUGCCAAAUUUGGCCAGAAAAACGACAUAAAUGCUGGAAUAGAUUUCAUUGUUAUCUCACAGUCUUCAAGUAAACCGUGCAUUGGCAUUGGCCUUGGCCUUAAAAGCAUAUAUAUCGCCUAAAGAUAUGUGAAGACAAGAUAAGGCAGGUAUACCAUCUAUAUUUAGUGCCUAAUCUACGGUUCCUAUAGCUUGAAACAAUGAUGUAUAAAACAAAAUUUAUCCCUAUUCCUGAUAAUUUAGUUGACCGUAAUGCCCAAAUAUGUUCAAAGUUGGGUCUAUUGUCUGAAGGGUAUCAAAGCAUCCUAUGGUUUCAAUGUUUAGCUGACACUUGUUUAAAUUAUAGGCGGAUAGAAAUAUAGAGUCGGUUGGAUUGAA
This is a messenger RNA of Gossypium arboreum, 1683 nucleotides long. Its product is annotated as frataxin, mitochondrial. Gene Ontology annotation, molecular function: ferroxidase activity; ferric iron binding; iron chaperone activity. Bases 48 to 620 code for a protein of 190 amino acids. Gene Ontology annotation, cellular component: mitochondrion. The record is from RefSeq and is a predicted model, not a curated record. Gene Ontology annotation, biological process: intracellular iron ion homeostasis; iron incorporation into metallo-sulfur cluster. Lineage: Eukaryota; Viridiplantae; Streptophyta; Magnoliopsida; Malvales; Malvaceae. The transcript has 5 exons.